This is a messenger RNA of Leptosomus discolor (cuckoo roller), 460 nucleotides long. NCBI's taxonomy places the organism in Eukaryota, Metazoa, Chordata, Aves, Leptosomiformes, Leptosomidae. The record is from RefSeq and is a predicted model, not a curated record.
GUCCUGUUUAAUAUGAUUGUAGAAGUGCCUCGAUGGACAAAUGCAAAAAUGGAGGUUGCCACUGAGGAGCCGUUGAAUCCCAUUAAACAAGAUAUAAAGAAAGGCAAGCUUCGAUAUGUGGCAAAUAUCUUUCCUCACAAGGGUUAUAUAUGGAAUUAUGGUGCCCUCCCACAGACCUGGGAAGAUCCAAACCAUACAGAUAACAAUACAGGAUGUUGUGGGGAUAAUGAUCCUAUUGAUGUUUGUGAAAUAGGUUCAAAGAUUCGUUCUUCUGGUGAGAUUGUUCAGGUGAAGGUCUUGGGUGUUUUAGCUCUUGUUGAUGAAGGAGAGACAGAUUGGAAGAUAAUUGCUAUCAGCGUGGAUGACCCAGAAGCGCAGAAAAUCCAUGACUUCACAGAACUUAAAACUGAGCAGUCCCAACUUCUGAGCAGUUCUCAUUGUUUAUUCAUAGCGCUCUGCU